Messenger RNA from Magallana angulata, 2070 nucleotides. RefSeq lists its product as uncharacterized. NCBI's taxonomy places the organism in Eukaryota, Metazoa, Mollusca, Bivalvia, Ostreida, Ostreidae. The transcript is spliced from 7 exons. Bases 532 to 1863 code for a protein of 443 amino acids. The record is from RefSeq and is a predicted model, not a curated record.
ACAACAAAAUCAAAAUAAAUCAACAAUUUAAUCAGUUCCUAUCCCUUAACCAGCUGCCACCAAAAUGUAACGUGUUUUAUCUAAACAAAAUACCGGGUUCUUUUUAAGGGAUAUAAAUAUAUUAAUUUUACUUCUACUCUUCCUGAGUACAAUGAUUAAACUUGAUUUACAAUUGAUUGGAGGCGAAUUUAAACUACUUAGUAUUGUUUAACUGGGAUACUUAUCCCCGCGUGCCUUGGUAAAGGGUUCUUAAUAUUACAGGAAGUCAGGCGCCUCAGUCAUAUAGACUUACUACCUCCCGACAACCAAUUAAGAUUCCAAUUCCAAUUACCGCUGAGGAGUAUUCCUUCCCCUAGUCUGUCUACUUACAACCUCACAAAUUACUUCUAUCAGGUUUCUAUUACCUUCCAGGUCUUGCGGGUUCUUCUGAGAGCUGUGCGUUUCAGACCCUCUCCUAAUCUGCUAGAUGUGUCUGUUUAUAUACCCUUGGGAGAGUUUACUUCCAAGGGGGGACCAGGUCAUUCCAUUUCAAUGGGUGUACUCUAUUACGUGUACGGGUAUGCUUUAUUACUUAAACUUCAUGGGUGUGUUUCUCUGCUUGUCACUACCCCUAUUCCGUUUCAAUAUAUUUAUAUGUUAAUCGUACAAUACAAUUUGCAUUAUCCACCGUUCCCGGAAGGCAAGUCAUUGGUAACGACUGCCACUUCACACUCGCGUUGCUUAUACAACUUUUUCCUGCUUCUGUGCAAAAGUGCACAGUUACUUGUAACACUCAAUGAAUGCAGGAUGGAAUUGAGUAGAUCAGGGUUGUUACUUAGAGGUAGGUGUCGUAUGGUGGUCGGAGGAGCGUCGUUAGGGCGGAGAUUUUGCGCAGUGGCCUCUAGCUCUGUCCUUCGUACAUGUAGGGAGAAUAAUCCAAAGUCUUCUGAUGAGCGAUUAGGUGCCGCGUCACAAAAUGUCAACAAAAAACUAACGUGGCAACCCAACAAAAUAGUUGUGCAAUGUCGUCUCAAAAAUGAGAAUAGCAAGCUACCUGUGGAAGUAAACGUGUUUGACAAUGAAUUGGGACACGGUGCCCCUACAGUGGUCAUGUUGCUGGGGCUGGUCGGCAGUGGGGACGAUUUCCGGUCAAUGGUGACCUAUUUAAGCUCUGCUGGGAUCAGAUGUGUGGCUCCGGAAAUACCAGGAUUUGGAGAGAGUUUGAUAUCGAGAUCUGAUAUCUACAAUCUCGACUUUACAUCUUUUGGGCAAUGUCAGAUGUUGGCUGAUAUACUCAGAGGGUGGGGCAUCACAAGAAUAGACAGUGUGAUAUCCCAUAGUGCUGCAUCUUGGUUAGCCGUAAGGUUUGGAGCUUCUACCCAGAAUGUUAGGUCUCUGUCCCUAAUUAACCCAAUGAGCAUCCGUCCAAAUAAGGCAAUGAGACCCUAUGCGUGGACAAAACUGGUUGGAGCAGCAGCGAGAAAUCGUGUUUUUUGGCCAGUUGUUGACUCUUAUAUAGAGAUUGGGGCUCGUAGAUCAGGCUUCAAGAUCCCCGCACACAGGCAGAGACAGAAGUUUGUAGGUCUUGAGGCAGUGUCUACUGUUGAUUUUAAUGCGGUUACGGAGGAUGUGAUAGCAAUCCGAGAAAAGCGACUUCCGGUGUCUGUUGCCUGGAGUCGAAACGAUAAAAUGAUAGAAGAGAAGCUGUCACGUGAUCUCCUAAACACUUUGGGCAUACAUCAAGACGUAAAGAAAAAUCAAGAUCAAGGUUCGACGAUAUACAAGGAGGAACUAGUGUUUGAAAGUGGCGGACAUGUCCUUCAUCAAAAGCACGCUAAAUCAAUAUCUGAAAACAUCAUCGCCAUGCUUCAGACUGUGUUCUGAUUCCAAUGCGUCAGUAAUAAAUAAUCUAUCUAGUUAUGUUUAAAUAAUGAAUUCGAAGCACAAAGUUAUCUACAUAAUGUUAAUUUGGUGGAGUUUUUUUCACGGAAAUAAUUGAUGAACUAGGAAUUUCCGGAGCAAGUAUUUCUCAGAAUAUUUGUCAAUGUUGAAUGAAGAAUCGAAUGUGAUGAUUAAAUGAAGCCAAGAUAA